Loxodonta africana (African savanna elephant) is the source of this 1602-nucleotide messenger RNA. It is a transcript of the gene LRP2BP, whose product is annotated as LRP2 binding protein. The record is from RefSeq and is a predicted model, not a curated record. Gene Ontology annotation, molecular function: protein binding. Lineage: Eukaryota; Metazoa; Chordata; Mammalia; Proboscidea; Elephantidae. The transcript is spliced from 8 exons. The coding region runs from base 514 to 1563 and encodes 349 amino acids.
UUAAAACAUGGCAACCAAAUGUAGACGGGAAGAUAAAACUGAACAACAAAGCUAAAAUCAAGUGUAUCCCCAGGUAAAAUGCUUUCAUUUGAAAUGGCUUGGUCUGAUGAGCUUCAGUUACAGGGCAAGAGGAAGGUAGCUAUGCACAGGAGUUGCAUCUACGGGCAGUGUCACCAAACCCCACUACUGGCCACAGCGUGGAGGGUGACAUUACCUAGUGCAGCAGGUGAACUCAUAGUCGGGGGGGGGGAACUUUCAAACAUGUCUCAGCAUUAGCCCCAUGGAAGAUGGCUAUAGACUCCCGUAGCUAUAGAGGGUCCUGGUUUCUAGGAAAGAUUAUUUGCAUCCCAAAGCUGGUAGCUCAGGCCCUGUCCUUAGGCCAUGAGGCAAGUACGGUUUUUUUAAUGAGUGCCACAUUGGAAUGCAGUUACUUUCUGCACGUUUCUGGAGGAAGAUAUUUCUAACCAUGUUAUAUUUUAUUCCCGUUUACAGAAUACACGUUGUGGAGACAGGAUGAAGCUGACCAGUGAAAAGUUGCCCAUGAACCCCGCUUAUACGUCUCUCAUAACCCAGUAUGCUUUUAAGAACCAAAAAUUAUUCCAAUGGAGAAAGGAAAAGACUGAUCGUUACAGCCACGCUGCUUUGGUGGACAAAGCGUUGCAGCUCUUGAAUGAAAGAAUCAGAAGAGGGGACACUAUGGCAUAUUUCCUACGAGGUCAACUCUAUUUUGAAGAGGGAUGGUAUGAAGAAGCAUUACAACAGUUUGAAGAAAUCAAGGAGAAAGAUCAUCAAGCAAUUUACCAGCUAGGAGUAAUGUAUUAUGAUGGGCUGGGGACACCUGUAAAUGCUGAAAAAGGAAUGGAAUAUAUGAAGAAAAUUGUUGAGUCUCCAUGUCCCAAAGCAAGACAUUUACAAUUUGCAGCUGCAUACAACCUUGGACGAGCUUAUUACGAAGGAAAAGGUGUCAAACGAUCAGAUGAAGAAGCUGAAAGACUGUGGCUUUUUGCUGCAGACAAUGGAAACCCGAAAGCUAGUGUGAAGGCUCAGAGUAUCCUAGGGUUAUAUUACUCAACAAAGGAGCCUAAAGAGCUAGAGAAGGCAUUUUAUUGGCAUUCCGAAGCAUGUGGCAAUGGAAAUCUGGAAUCCCAAGGUGCACUUGGUCUCAUGUACUUUCAUGGACAAGGCAUCCGCCAGGACAUGGAAGCUGCCCUGCACUGCUUAAGGGAAGCAGCGGAACGUGGAAAUGUCUAUGCCCAAGGGAAUCUCGUGGAGCAUUACUAUAAGAUGAAAUUUUUCACAAAGUGUGCUACAUUUUCCAAAAGGAUUGCUGAUUAUGACGAGAUGCAUGACAUCCCCAUGAUAGCCCAGGUCACGGACUGCCUCCCGGAGUUCAUCAUCAGAGGCAUGACCUUGGCCUCUUUCUACCAUGCACGCUGUCUUCAGCUUGGCUUGGGUAUCACCAAGGAUGAAGCAAGAGCUAAACACUAUUAUUCUAAAGCCUGUCGUCUGAACCCCGCGCUGGCAGACGAGCUCCACUCUCUACUUGUCCGUCAGAGGAUUUAGACCACAAUGCGCCUCAGCAGCCAUCAUCAACCCUGGAAC